AUGAUUCUGAUAACAACACGGGUCAGUGGUUCAGUGUUAUUCGGCAGAACGUGGGUGGAUAACAAGGAAGGAUUUGGAAACGUUACUGACUCCUAUUGGAUAGGACAUGAUGUAGUACACCAACUUACAAAGGAAAGGAACUCCACCCUCUACAUCUCUAUAACACUGACUAAUGGGACAAAGCUGUAUAUAAUAUACGACCGGUUCUCUGUUGAGAAUGAAACCAACUAUUACAGAUUAUUUCUUGGAGGACCAGCUAUCGGGACACUGGGAGACAGCAUGAGAAGCGGCCAUUCUCUGUCAGGAAUGUACUUCAGUACCCCAGACAGAGAUAACGACGGGUGUAGCUGUAAUUGUGCUGCUCACAGUAACAAAAGAGGAGGCUGGUGGUUCAAUGACUGUCACCACGCUUUCCUUAACGGUAAAUGGUCCCCGGAGUCCUGGUACAACCCAUGGUAUCCUACAGUGACUGAUAAUAAACAGAUAAAAGAAACCCUCAUGAUGAUAAAACCUCACUGACCUCUUAUAUCUUUAUAUCCAUAGUUGUUCACAUAUGGACAAGCAAAGUUAUAUACUUUUAUGUAAAAAAUAAUUAUGACUAUAUUCUUGACAUUAUGUUGGUAUUGAUAUUAUUUUAUAAAGUAAUGCAUUUAUAGAUAAAAUAUUA
Saccostrea cuccullata (small rock oyster) is the source of this 667-nucleotide messenger RNA. RefSeq names its product fibroleukin-like. The coding region runs from base 1 to 519 and encodes 172 amino acids. NCBI's taxonomy places the organism in Eukaryota, Metazoa, Mollusca, Bivalvia, Ostreida, Ostreidae. The record is from RefSeq and is a predicted model, not a curated record. The transcript is spliced from 4 exons.